AUGAGCAUUAUUGGGAAAUGUCACCGUCAAUUACGGACGUAUCUUUCGCGCGACGACGCUUCCCCCGAGAUCGCCUUGAUAUGUAGUCUCAUCUUUUACACUUUCGAGUCCCUGUUGGGUGAUUCACAAAAGGCAAUAUGGCAUCUCGAUCGUGGUCUGACCCUGUUGAAACAAUCUCAGACCGACCGCAAAUUUGAGGUCGGUGAUGAUGGCUCGUCAACAAUGAUGGAAAGUUUGACAACCAUGUUCAACAACCUGGACAUACAAGCUAGCGCCUUUGACGACCGCCGAGACUUGAUGGUCAAUCUUGUCAGUGAUUCCGAGGUUCAAGGGAAAGUUGACCUCGUCCCGGAUGAGUUUCAGGACGUCGCACACGCAGAAAGAAUCCUGACCAAACUCCAGAACUGGACUUUACAUCACGUCAUCACACACGUCCAACACAAGGGCAAGUCAUCGGAUGAAAUGCCCUUGGAGGUCCUCCGCGAGAGGAUUGUUCUCGGCCUGCAAUUCGAGCGAUACGCUACGGCAUUAGCAGACCUUGUCGCUUCCAAAGAGGUGGGUGAGGAUAUUGUCAUGUCAUCAUCCUCAUCCAAGGCAGAUGACAUUCAAUCCAAGACGGAGACCUUGCUUCUCUGCAAGGUUCAUUUCCACUGUUACCGUUAUCUCCUCAGAGAGAACCUUCCUGUCGCUCUCCCGGCCGAAGACACCGUCUCUUUUUCACAAUCACAGCCAUCUCCGUCACCGUCACCAUCAUCACCUUCUUCCCUUCCCGACAUGACUUCAAGUGAAGAUCUAGACAUGGCAUUAGAGUCGUUCAAAUCACUUCUUUCGGUUUCGACAGCAUCAUCCACGACCGGUCAAGGGCCCGGCAGUAGAUCCAGCGACGGCCCGGGGGAAAGAAUAUACACCCUCUCAACCCAUCUUAUUGGCACCCUCUACUUCCUCAGCCUCAAAGCGACGAACCCCAAAACCCUUUCUAUGGCUCUGGACUUGUUCUCACACCCUCGCAUCCGAGACACCCGUGACGGCCUCUGGGAUUCUCACACCGCCUGGUUCGUCGUUCGGAAUCUGUUGAAACUUCGCGACAACGGCGGCGCCGCCGCGAAGACGAAGGCGAAGAACGUCGCGUUCGUUCAACCCCGAGAAUCCACCGACCGCGAAGUCCUCCGGGACAUGAUGAAGUUUCAGGACAUGAGUGCAGCUAAAAGGGUACCGAUGAUGCAAUCGAGGACCGUAACAGUUGGACUCAAAGACCACAAUCCAAACCCGAAUAAUGACACUGUUUUACUCUUGCCACCUUAUUUUCCUGUCGUCGCGACCGCCACCGAUCGCACGAGUAAUAAUACUACCAGCACCAAUUCUAAUUCCACAUCAUCUCAUCAAUCGACAACAACAACUACCACUACUACUCCUCCAACAUCAACUUCGUUUCAAUCAUCAACCACCAUUUCACCUUUGACCGACAACAACGACAACAACGACAGAAACUCUCUACUCGUUUUGGACACGUUCCGUCAAACUUGGCCACCUGUUUCGAACUGCCCAUCUCGUCCUCAGACUGUACGAUCCUCACUUGGACACUCGACAUCGACGGCUAUUUCUUUUCACACCCCUUCACCUUUUUCUACUUGUCAUGACGACGACCACGACCGACCAUUCCUCCCUAACGACACCAUACCUCGACGUCACCCCAACGUACAAUCUCGUUCCGAGUACGACAACGAAUACGUCUACGGACCUCCCCAACCAACCUCCCACGCGGCCCGUCUCGAAAAUGUCGGUUUCGGUAUAAUCGACGCCGAAGGCGGCCUCAACGAGGCGGCCCGGAAAGUUUGGAGUCGAGUACGGGAACUCGACCUCAGCCUUACGAUCUGA
This is a messenger RNA of Exophiala oligosperma, 1875 nucleotides long. RefSeq lists its product as uncharacterized. Bases 1 to 1875 code for a protein of 624 amino acids. The record is from RefSeq and is a predicted model, not a curated record. The transcript has a single exon. NCBI's taxonomy places the organism in Eukaryota, Fungi, Ascomycota, Eurotiomycetes, Chaetothyriales, Herpotrichiellaceae.